AUGCCCGACGUUGCACCUUUGUCUUUUUCAUCUUCUUUAUCCAAACAGAUCCAUUCAGUGCAAGUGACUGAAGCAGACAGCUAUGUCUGUGUCGCAGAGAAUCCAGCGGGAUUUGCAGAGAGACUCUUAACCCUAAAUGUGCAUGUUCCGCCCAGAAUAUUCGGUGCAACAUCUGAAAAUGUCAGCGCUGUUCUUCACAGCUCAUUAUCUCUGGUGUGCGAUGUCCAGUCACAUCCCUCUCCUGAUGUUACCUGGUACAAGGAUGGGCAGAUCAUACAACCUGGCAGGGGGUUACUUGUAAUGCCAGGUGGGCAAGUACUGCAGAUUGCUCGAGUACAGCUCUCCAACCAGGGAACAUACAUGUGCAAAGUGAAGAACCCAGCAGGAUCUGCUGAAAAACAGGUUCAUCUCACAGUUUAUGUCCCACCCAGUAUAAAAGAACCGCCCAGCGGGAACAAAGAGGCUGUUCUUGGUCUUGGAGGGACCCUUACAUUAGUGUGUGAGACUGAUGCUGUACCAGAGCGAACCGUCACCUGGUAUAAGAAUGGGCAACCCUUCACAGUCAGCAGUAGCGUCUCAUUCCGGAAGAACAGGCAGAGACUGGAAGUUCGGGAUGUGCAGGCAUCCGAUAAGGGGCUGUACACCUGCAAAAUGGCCAACGUAGCAGGAGAGGAUGAACUGACCUACACCGUGAUUAUACAGCUGCCUGCAUCCAUCCUCCAUCCACAGAAUGAGACCAUCCAGUUGACUAUCGGUAGUUCCAUAUUCCUCUCAUGUGAGGCUCAAGGCUAUCCUCCUCCAAAGAUCACUUGGUUGAAAGAUGGGGAACCUCUAGAGCAUUCCAGUGAGCGGGGACUUAUCAUAAGAGGAAGCCGACUGCAAAUCAACAGACCGCAGCAGUCGCACACGGGGCUGUACAGCUCCAUAGCGCAGAACCACCUGGCUGAGGUUCACAAGGACUUCCUUCUGCUGAUACAGGCCCAGUUAGUAAAAGAACAGGGAUUACCAUUGGUGGAUGAAACCAUUGAUGGUUCUGCUGUGAACGGUUUUAUACCAUCAAUAUUAACCAACGAUGGUACCAUCGAUGGUGAACGUUGA
This is a messenger RNA of Pseudophryne corroboree (corroboree frog), 1098 nucleotides long. RefSeq names its product hemicentin-2-like. The coding region runs from base 1 to 1098 and encodes 365 amino acids. Gene Ontology annotation, biological process: homophilic cell-cell adhesion; synapse organization. The record is from RefSeq and is a predicted model, not a curated record. Gene Ontology annotation, cellular component: plasma membrane; neuronal cell body; axon. The transcript is spliced from 9 exons. Gene Ontology annotation, molecular function: axon guidance receptor activity. Lineage: Eukaryota; Metazoa; Chordata; Amphibia; Anura; Myobatrachidae.